AUUUGGUAAUUUGCAUAUGAAAUGAAUUGAUUGUCGGUGCUCUUGCACCUGUUGUUUGGUGUUCCGCACUUUACGAAAAAACUUGAUUUUUUUGUUGUUUUAGUUUUGAAAAACAAGUUCCCUUUUUCAUGUGAUGAAGGACAAGUAAUAAUUUUUCCAAAAGAGAAGCAUUUCAAGUAGAAGAAACAUGCUUCUCUACGUGGAAAGCAGCGCAUUUCCGAUCCACUCGUUCAUCUUGCAAUGUAAUGCCGCCGACACCUUGGCCCGUAUUCGGGCCCAUCUGUUGCACAUCCUGUAUCAGAUGGGCCAUGAGGAUCACCAGUUCCGCAUGCGAUACAAGGGCCAGUACCUGCGGGAUGCCUACACCCUGGAGGACUACCGCAUCGGGGACCAUUGCGUGCUCAAGAUGGUACCCAUGGCCAAGAAAAAUGAGUCUUUCACAGAUGUGCGAGCAGAGAGGGCCAAGCUGGGAGCCGGACAGACCACUGAGGUCAAGCUAGCCCUUAUCCACGAGGUCGCGAUGCUGAAAUGGAGGGAACGCAUGGUUGCCGGAUUCAGUGGUAUCCUGUCAUUGAAUCGCGUCUUCACCCUCUUCGCUGCCUUGAUGUUUAUGUGGUACUUCCUGUCCCCCUACCAGCCCUGGCAGUAUAGCUCAUUCCUACCCUGGGCCAUGCUGAUCUACUGCAUCGGCGUUGGUCUGAUCACGCUGUAUACGUCUGAGAAGUGUCCCUCCUACACGCACAAGUCAGGGUUUACAGGACCAUCAAGUCUGUGGCCACAAUUCUUCAUGGUGACGUUUCUGAUUUUGACGGUGAUGAACUGGGGAGUGGCAGUCUUUCUGAUGAUCAGGUUUAUCCUGUCCAUUCUAGACUAUUCCUGCCCGUCAGACGAGAGCAAUGAUUCCUGCACCGUCCGCGGCUUCUGGUCCUACUUCCUGGCCAUCUACUUCACCUUGCACGCCGUCUACCUCUUUGUCAUCUGGUCCAUGGGCGUGUCCCUGCUGCGCAACUUCCGCUUCAGGGUCGGGGAUUUCUUGGAAGAGCAUCUGGUGGUGACUAGGGACGUGGAGAAGGUGAUUGAGACCGCUCGCAAUGGGAGGGUGAAGGAGAGGCGACAGGCAGCGUUUGAGUUGGCCACUCUAGCCACCACAGGGGACGACAGCAAGUUCAGGAUCGUUGCUGAGGGAGGGUUGGAGGUCUUGAUCUCUCUAGGGCUAUCCACAGACGAGGCAACCCAGGAGUAUGCCACAGAGGCCAUGGCCGAGCUGCUUACUGUUCCAGCUAUCCAGGACACCUUUGUGGAGCUGGGCGGAGUCACCACCCUGACCACCCUCCUCCACUCCCACAACUCGCGUCUGGUCCAGGAGGCCGUCACGGCCAUCUCGUAUAUCGUGGCCGACUCGGAUGACAACAAGCACGCCGUCGUCGCUGAGCGGGGCCUGGAGGACUUGGCCCACGCAGUCCAGGGUGGGACGGACGCCACCAAGCGCAACGUGGCGGGAAUAUACUUAGAUCUGGCCUUCAGUCCCGGGGUCAGGGCACAGAUGGCCGCUAGAAACUCACCAACUGCAGCUUUGGUGUCGCUGUGCACCGGCCAGGACAGUGAGACACUCAGGCUGGCCCUGCAGGCUCUGGAACUGGUAGCCAUCGAGAACGCAGAUGUCAUCCUGUACCAGGAGGAGCUUCUCAAUCAUCUUCUGAACAUUCCUCGCAAGUCCUCGGAUGCAGGCAUCUACCUGCUGGCUGGCAAGAUCCUGCUGUACUUUGCCGAGAGUCCUGAGGCCUGCGAGAAAAUGCUGGCGGCUUCCAACCUGAAGAGUGCCUUGCACCAGUUUGCCAAGACGGGAGAUUCCAUUCUGCAGAAGGUGGUUGCCAAGGUGAUUCUCUGCACCUUGGACCAGAGGCAGACUGCUGCCAGAGCCAAGGAGCUGAACCUGAAGGAAGUCCUGCUGUACAUCCGAGGCCACGCCGCGGACCGCGAGGCCUGGAACAUGGCCGACGCGGGCAUCUCGUCCAUCGAAGCCGCCCUCUUCAGCAGCUUUGCUCCUGGACCAGACAGCGACCUAGGAUCCCUGUUAUCCAUCAAGAAACCCUUGUCUCCGUUUGAGAGGAGGGAUGAGGAUAAAGGAGGCGAAGGGUCGGGUGGAUCUGCGGAUGGCAUGUCAGAGGCUGGACCGAGCUCCAGCUCCGGGCCGGGUCAACAGAGCGCCGGCAGCAGCCGUGGGUCACAGCAGUCGGUGAGGGCUGCCAAGGAGAGACCUGCAUCAGCUGCUUCUUCUAAGUCAUCUAGUUCAUCAUCUUCAUCAUCUUCAUCGUCAUCAUCAUCAUCAUCAUCAUCGUCCAACAAGAGUGAAAAGUCCAAGAAAAAGAAGUAGUGCAACUCAGCAAUAUGAUCAGGGCUGGGACUUCAUAGCAAACUGACAAUGCCGUGUUCCCCAGUUCCAUUUUUUUUGGUUUUAUUGUCAAAACUUUCUUUACAGAUACAAACGCAACAUUUCUGAAAGAGAAAAACAUGCUGCUGAAUAAAAUGGGGAAAAAAAGAGAACAAGCGAAGGUCUUCGCGUCAAAAGAACACUUGAAUAAUGAUUCGAAUUGUCAACGGAGGUUGCUGUUUUACAUUUUUAAGUUGACUAUCUUAGGUAAAGUGUACCUUACACUAUGCAGGGCACGCACUGAGAUACAUCUUUUCUACUCCUUAUUGUUGUGUUUGUUAUUAAUCAGUUCAGGCCGGGAAUAUUUUGACAAGAACGGAACGAGACGCGAGAUUACUUUUCACUUGACCUCAAUGCCAGGUUGAAGCCAUCACCCUCGGGCAGCACACUAAUAUUUCCAGCCUCGCUCGCUGCGAGCGGGUCACAGAUAUUUCCGGCCUUGCUCGUUGCGUGUUUAUCCAUCAUCCGUUCCGAAUACCGCAAAACCUCUCCGUGUAUACAAGUCAUCCGGUCCGAACUGGUUGUUGGGUUUUUAAAAAAUGACGUAAUAAGUGAUUUUUUUUUAAUCAGAGGAAGUUUGUAGGGUGAAUUGAUUGUGAUUUACAAGUUUUGAAGUUCAAGCUUUAUUUUGUACAUAUCUGGGUUCAUGGUGGAUUGCAUGGCCAAUUAGUACUUGGAAGUUUCUGAUUUGAUAAGAAUGAUGUUUUAAAUAGAACCUUUAUUAAAAAAAAAAUCUAUUUUGUAUAGUUUUACAUGUAGAUAGAUAUUUUUGCUACGAAUGAAUCAUAUUUGUAAAUUUUGCAGAAAAUUUGAAAUAGCAGAUUUGCUACAUAAAAUGAAAUCGAAGUUGACCAGUAAUUCCGUCCAGUUUGUAUUCUGCGCAUUUCAGUGUAGAUAGUGUUACAUGUAAUAUGUAUAAAUAUUGGGGAUUUUUUUUCAAGGAGAAAAAUAUAACUGGACAUAAACCA
Messenger RNA from Patiria miniata (bat star), 3399 nucleotides. RefSeq lists its product as uncharacterized. Bases 188 to 2374 code for a protein of 728 amino acids. The record is from RefSeq and is a predicted model, not a curated record. Lineage: Eukaryota; Metazoa; Echinodermata; Asteroidea; Valvatida; Asterinidae. The transcript is spliced from 13 exons. Gene Ontology annotation, molecular function: protein binding.